GGUUAGAUAUCGCCAGGAUGUUGCUUGCCAACCAAAUGGAUUUGAUUGUGGACUAUUUGUCAGCAAUUACUUGCUGGAUCCAGAUCGAUAUUCCAAGAAGCUUGACCAGUUCCAUAGUGAGUAUGAGCGGGCACAAUUUACAAUGUACUUGCUCACUACGGAUCUGAAUGAGGUGAAAGCUACAGUCAAGACACAAUCCGAUGAAUAUUUUGAGAGACAUGCAAGAC
Molecule: messenger RNA, 227 nt
Organism: Linum tenue
Lineage: Eukaryota; Viridiplantae; Streptophyta; Magnoliopsida; Malpighiales; Linaceae
Source: the annotation of a GenBank genome assembly